UUCAUUUCAUUGCGGGGGUGCGUGCGUGUCUGUCUGUCCUUCCUUGCUUGCAGCUCUUCUUCCUCCUCCUCCCCCCUUUCCUCCAUUUUCAUUCACCUUUCAGAGGUAUCUUUUCGGGAUUCUCUUCCCUUUGAACCCCUGAAAAGGUAAUCAUUAGCUCUUAAUUAUUGCCGCCUCCCACCCCCACCUAAUAUUUCCGCGAAAGUCGUCAUCUUUGCCAGUAUUUCAAGCUCUGGGCUUGGUUCUUGAUUCAUCAUCCCUGCUGCAGCUCAUUUGGUGAAGUGGAAGCUACUGCCUGAAAUCUGGGGGUUUUCGCUCACAAGGUAUCGGAAGAAAGCUUUGUGUGAUAAGACGCUUAGUUUAUGCCACUCAAGGGGUUUCCCGAUACCGGAGACUGUUCGUGUGACUACAUAAAAUCACGAGUAUAGCUUGAACAGCCCAUCUGGGAGUACGAGGUUUAUGCUUGAGGAUCACCCAACUUUUUCUCGAAGUCUGAAUUGAUGUUUUGGGAAGCAAAUGGCUCCAGAGAGCAACCAUCCAGUUUUCGCAGCUGAGGGGAGCUAUAGGAAGGAUAAUGUUACCGAAGAGGUGGUCGGAACUUUGAGGGGCUUAACACCUCCCAAGAUUGGGAGGCCACCGAGGCACUCUGCGAGCUCUGUUCAGUUGACUUCUGCUGCUGAGUUGGAGUCGGACAUUGGGCUGUUGAACAUAAACUCUACAUCAGAUGAAAGUGAAACAACGCCAUUCAUUCCGAUUUAUCGUUCUGGGAGCUGCUCGGAGAUUGGAUCUAAGCCGUACAUGGAGGACGAGCACAUUUGUAUAGACAAUCUGCUUGAGCAUUUAGGUUCAGGUUCAGACUUCCCUUCUCCCGGAGCUUUUUAUGGGGUGUUUGAUGGACAUGGUGGGACGGAUGCAGCUCUAUUUAUAAGGGAGAAUAUUCUGAGGUUUAUAAUGGAGGACGCCCAUUUUCAGAUUUGUACAAAGGAGGCCAUUAGAAGCGCUUUUAUAAGAGCUGAUUGUGCAUUUGCUAAUGCUGAUUCUCUCGACAGUUCCUCAGGCACAACUGUGCUCACAGUGCUUAUUUUUGGCAGGACAAUGCUGGUUGCGAAUGCCGGUGACUGCAGAGCUGUUCUAGGUAAGCGGGGAAAAGCAAUUGAGCUCUCGAAGGACCACAAGCCUGACUCUAGCUCCGAGCGCCUUCGAAUUGAGAGGCUCGGUGGGGUCGUCUAUGAUGGGUACCUCAAUGGUCAGCUCUCGGUGGCCCGGGCACUUGGAGAUUGGCACAUGAAGAAGAAGGUGGGGAUAGUGGGCUCUUCCUUGCCCUCCUGUCCCCUGAUUGCUGAGCCCGAGAUCCACGAAGUUGUCUUGUCAGAGGAGGACGAGUUCCUCGUAAUAGGCUGUGAUGGGCUGUGGGAUGUUAUGAGCAGCCAAUGUGCGGUCAUGAUCGCGAGGAGGGAGCUCACCCUCCACAAUGAUCCCGAGAGGUGUUCAAGGGAGCUUGUCCGAGAAGCGCUGAGGAGGGAUGCGCGAGACAAUCUGACAGUCGUCGUCGUGUGUUUCUCGGUAGAGCCACCACCGAGGAUCGAGGUACCGAGGAGGUUCAAGUUCAAGAGGAGCAUAUCAGCUGAGAGGCUCAAUCUUCUUCAGGAGGUGUUGGAUGCUAACUGAUUUGCAGGAGAUUAAUGGACGAAUUACUCUGUACUACAUUCAUGUUUGGUCUUGUCUUGUAGUUUCUGUAAUCUGAUUGGUGAGGACCGUUAUUUGAUUCUUCGACCAUAGGUGGAUAAUUAUACGAUCUCCUGGCGAGGAAGAUAAUAGAGAUUUGGAUACGAUCGGCUUUGUAAAUAUUUAGUUUUCUGACGCGUUCCAUUUUUCACCACUGUGUGGCAUGCGUAUUUGUUA
Messenger RNA from Punica granatum (pomegranate), 1902 nucleotides. Lineage: Eukaryota; Viridiplantae; Streptophyta; Magnoliopsida; Myrtales; Lythraceae. The record is from RefSeq and is a predicted model, not a curated record.